AUGUCAGCCACCAGGUCGGCAGCCGCACGACCUCAGCGGGCCCUCGAUUCAAAGUCGCGCCGACGACGAGGCCAAGACUCACAACGCCGCCAGGUUCGCCUGCACACCCAAGGCCCGCCGCCCGGCUACUCCUUCGUCCCCAAAGGCAACGUCUACAUCACCCGCAACAGCCGCCUCCACACCCAUCGGUCCAACCAAGUUGUGUACACGGUGCAGCACUCCAAAACAAACCGCACGUUGGGCAUCUGCGUCCCGUCGGACGUCCACACGCGGGUGCUCGGCCUCGCCGCCGAGACGGCUGAGGCGCGAGAACUCGCCGUUGCGCAAAAGGACACCCGCGAUGCACGCCACGCAAGCGACAUGCUCGCGCGGGAAUUCCCACACAUGCCGGCGCUCGAUAUGCGUGCUAUCGUGAAUCACGCAUUCCUCAAGGGCUCGGGGCGCGUGGGUCGUAGCGGGACAGUGAGCAGUGAGGAAAAGAAAGCAGAGCUGGCGGUUGAAGCCCAUAUCCGCCAUGUCCAUACGGGCUACGAAGGUUUACUGGAGACCGGGAUGCAGCGGGAAGACGCCAGAGAACUGGUAUGGGACCAGGUGAAGAAGGUCAAACGGGCCUGGAAGGAGGGCGUGCCAUGA
This is a messenger RNA of Uncinocarpus reesii 1704, 633 nucleotides long. RefSeq lists its product as uncharacterized. The transcript is spliced from 2 exons. The record is from RefSeq and is a predicted model, not a curated record. The coding region runs from base 1 to 633 and encodes 210 amino acids. NCBI's taxonomy places the organism in Eukaryota, Fungi, Ascomycota, Eurotiomycetes, Onygenales, Onygenaceae.